Molecule: messenger RNA, 620 nt
Organism: Didymodactylos carnosus
Lineage: Eukaryota; Metazoa; Rotifera; Eurotatoria; Philodinida; Philodinidae
Source: the annotation of a GenBank genome assembly
ACAUAUGUCUGGAUGCUUUUAAUUGAAAAUGAAAAUACAAAGUUUUUCAAAACUCCUGAGGGGGGCCACAGGCCUCGAAAACCUGACCGAGAGCUGUCGCGAAACUAAGUGUCAGAAAAUGUUCCUACGCAUGCCCUGACACCAUUCCAGUGCAAAAAGACCGAAAAAUUUUGGGGCGGGAAAACGGCCUUAAUGGCCCACGUCCUUUUCAUGAACGAUAUAAACAUAUUCGUCUUUCAUUACAAGUUUCUUUAAUUGAAUCAUUAAACUCGGUGGAAUGUAAGAGUGGUUACAGUGCGUCAAAUCGUAUUCAGACGAAUGACUGUGCUCGUCUGAUGAUUGAAACACUAGAUGUUUUGUUACAUGUUAGCCUGUUGUUGGACGAUGAUAUUAGAAACACAAGUUGUCAAAAAAUCAUUCAAGAAGCAUUUUUAACCUGGAGUGAUCCCGCGAAUAAACGUCGUAUUGAAAGAACAAAGUUGUUGAUUGAUGUGCCAGAUGAUUACGAGCCACAAAAGCAAAUUAGCCCCAAUAGAAAAAGAAGAAUACAAACGACAACAAAUCUUUUUUAUCCGAAGAAUCUACAAGUGCACCGAAAAAAACAAAAUCGACAGCCGUGA